CCCUAUGUGUAUAUUGUGUAAAGUCAUAAACCUAUGCAUAAAAGUGGUGUGACUAAAAAGCAAAAAACUUAACAUCUCUAUAAAAGGCCAUUUUCCUAACGAAUUUUCAUUCAGUCAUUGUUGCUAUAUAACAUACAAGUCUUCCAAAGUUGCUUUCUGGUUCCACCUUUCUUUCCAUGGUCCACAACUAGAAAGAAAAAGGAAAGUUACUUUACAAUGGAAAGCAACCAGAACAACAUGAAGGAAACCACCACGGAAGCAGAAUUUGAGGACUUGCUGCCUGUGAUGGCAGAGAAGCUUGAUGUGGAAGCCUUUGUAUCUGAACUAUGUGGGGGUUUCAAGCUUCUAGCAGACUCAGAAAUAGGUUUGAUCACAAGUGAGAGUCUGAGGAGAAACUCAGCUUUGUUGGGUAUGGAUGGGAUGAGUAAGGAGGAUGCAGAUGCUAUGGUUAAACAAGGUGAUCUUGAUGGUGAUGGCAAGCUAAAUGAAACUGAAUUUUGCAUCUUAAUGGUGAGGCUUAGCCCUGGAAUGAUGGAAGAUGCUGAGGCUUGGCUGGAGAAGGCAAUUGAGGAAGAGCUUAAGAAAUCCUUAACUUGAAAGAUUACCCUUGUGUAAUCAAUUGUAAGUUACAUAUAUAUAUAUUUAUCAGUUUAAGUUGCAAAAAUUGAUGAAACUCAAACUUGUGUGAUUAUUAAUAUAAUGAGUCUCUUAAGUGAAGCAUAGAUGAGUUUGAUACAAGAAUUAAAUGAGUCUUUUGAUAGUUUCAUCUUUCAUCAGACAAACGUAAAUUAAAUUAGUCUUUUCCUAAAACCAAAAGUUAUAAGGAUAAUCUAUGCAAAACA
Molecule: messenger RNA, 842 nt
Organism: Gastrolobium bilobum
Lineage: Eukaryota; Viridiplantae; Streptophyta; Magnoliopsida; Fabales; Fabaceae
Product: calcium-binding protein KIC
Exons: 1
Coding region: 217-597 (126 amino acids)
Molecular function (GO): calcium ion binding
Source: RefSeq, a predicted model, not a curated record